Molecule: messenger RNA, 2493 nt
Organism: Lolium perenne
Lineage: Eukaryota; Viridiplantae; Streptophyta; Magnoliopsida; Poales; Poaceae
Product: pollen receptor-like kinase 4
Biological process (GO): protein phosphorylation
Molecular function (GO): ATP binding; protein kinase activity; protein binding
Source: RefSeq, a predicted model, not a curated record
CGACUCCCACCCUUGGCCCCGACGUCGGUACCUAAGCCGAGGCCACUCCGCCUCCGCGCGACGCCUAUUCUUAGCUCUCCCCGCCACCUCCGUCGUCGUCGUCCUCCUCGCACCACCUCCACCCACCCGCCUUUUCUUUCUUUAGCCGCCGCCGCCCGCGCGCCCACGCGCCGCACGCGCGCCUCUCGUUUCCCUCCACCCGCGCGGCAUGGCCGGCGACGGCGAGCUCGCCGGCGCCGCCAGGCUGCUCCUCCUCCUCCUGGCCGCCCUCGUCGCGGUGGCGGCGGCGGCCGGGCCAUCCGAGGCCGACGUCCUCCUCUCUUUCCGGGCGACCCUGCGCGGGCCCACGGGCGACCGCCCGCCGGCGCCGCUGGACCAGUGGGUCACCUCCCCCGGCUCCGGCCCAUGCGGCCUGCCGGUGUGGUACGCCGUGCGGUGCCACCCGGUCACGAACCAGGUGCUCGUCCUCCGCCUCGAGUACCUCGGCCUCCAGGGCCCCGCCCCCGACAUGGCGCCGCUCGCGGGCCUCCCGGGCCUCCGCUCGCUCAGCUUCGCAAACAACAACCUCACCGGCACCUUCCCCGCGGGGCUCUCCAAGCUCGGGAUGCUCAAGCUGCUCUACCUCUCCCGCAACCGCCUCUCCGGCGACAUCCCCGACGACGCCUUCGCCGCCAUGAAGGGGCUCAUGAAGCUAUACCUCACCAACAACGACUUCACCGGCCACAUCCCGGGCUCCAUCGUCACGUCGCCCAAGCUCCUCGUGCUGCAGCUCUCCAAGAACAGGUUCGAUGGGCCCAUCCCGGACCUGAACCAGAAGGGCCUCCAGCUCGUCGACGUCUCCAACAACAACCUCUCCGGCCCCGUCCCCGAGCAGCUCCAACAUUUCGGCGUCGCCGCGUUCCAAGGCAAUGAAGGUAUGUGCGGCCCGCCGCUGGCCAUCGCGUGCCCGCCAGCAUCACCCAUAGGCGCAUCGUCACCGUCGUCGGAUUCAUCAAACAGCCUAAAGAUCCUCAUGAUCAUUGCCAUCGCAGUGGUCGCGGUCGGUGGCCUCCUCGCUAUCGCUGGCAUAAUCUUGGCGCUUCUCGCCCGACGCAAAGACGACGCCACCGAGACGCUCGGCGGCAGCGGCGACGCCGCCACCGCGGCCAAGCUGCAGGCCACCGCCGAGCCGGCCAUCAAGAUCGAAAAGCGUGACAUGGAACAGACGGGCUCGGUGACGGCGGUGCCGGCGAAGCGCGGCGGGCGGCGCGACGGGCUGGUGUUCCUCCAGGAGGGCGGGCCGCGGUUCGAGCUGGAGGACCUGCUCCGGGCCUCGGCGGAGGUGCUGGGCAGCGGCAACUUCGGGGCGUCGUACAAGGCGACGCUGCUGGACGGGGCGUCCAUGGUGGUGAAGCGGUUCAAGGAGAUGAACGGCGCCGCACGGCAGGACUUCAACGAGCACAUGCGCCGCCUGGGCCGCCUGUCCCACCCGAACCUCAACCCGGUGGUGGCCUACCUGUACAAGAAGGACGAGAAGCUGUUCGUGACGGAGCACAAGGCGAACGGCGGCCUGGCCGCGUUCCUCCACGGCGGCGAGAGGUCGGGCCUGCCGAAGCUGGACUGGGCGGCGCGGCUGCGGAUCGUCAAGGGCGUGGCGCGCGCGCUGGCGUACCUGUACGAGGAGCUGCCCAUGCUGACGGUGCCGCACGGCCACCUCAAGUCCUCCAACGUGCUCCUCGACGACAAGCUGGAGCCGGUGCUGAGCGACUACGCGCUGGUGCCGGUGGUGACGCCGCAGCACGCGUCGCAGGUGAUGGUGGCGUACAAGUCGCCCGAGUGCGCGGCGGCGCAGGGCGGCAAGGCGAGCAAGAAGAGCGACGUGUGGACGCUGGGGAUCCUGGUGCUGGAGCUGCUCACGGGCAAGUUCCCGGCCAACUACCUGCGCAAGGGGCGCGAUCAGGACACCAUGAUGGACCUGGCCGGCUGGGUCAACUCCGUGGUGCGGGAGGAGUGGACCGGCGAGGUGUUCGACAAGGACAUGGGCGGCACCCGCAGCGCCGAGGGGGAGAUGGUCAAGCUGCUCAAGGUCGGCCUCGCCUGCUGCGACGCCGACGUCGCCGCGCGCUGGGACAUCAAGGAGGCGCUCGCACGCAUCGAGGAGGUCCGGGAGCGGGACCCCGACGACAGCAGCACCGCUUCGUCCUACCUCAGCGACGGCGUUUCCGGCGCCGGCGACCAGCCCAACUACAUCUCGACGUGAUUGUGAUUAUUAGCAACCAACACUGAAAAUUCUUCUUGGGUCGCUCGCGUCGUCGGCUGGUUUGGUUGCAAUGCAAGGUGUAUCAUAUAUACCCAUGGAUGUAUGUCAGGGUCGCUGUAAAUGUAUACGUGUGACGGCUUAAUUGGGUGCGUGUAAGGAUCGUUAGAUUUUGUUGAGGAAAAUGGUGGGAUGUGGUCGUCAUCGUCGUCGUAGGAGGUUCUUUGUGUGAGAAUAAGGUCGUUUGAUUUGUGUUA